Molecule: messenger RNA, 5464 nt
Organism: Lampris incognitus (smalleye Pacific opah)
Lineage: Eukaryota; Metazoa; Chordata; Actinopteri; Lampriformes; Lampridae
Gene: tecpr2
Product: tectonin beta-propeller repeat containing 2
Exons: 27
Coding region: 54-4154 (1366 amino acids)
Molecular function (GO): protein binding
Source: RefSeq, a predicted model, not a curated record
CCGCCGCUCCAUCUGGAAUAGCAGCGCCGAAUAGACGACUUGUUCUCGUAGUCAUGGCGACCCAGACACCUCUGUCGGUUCUGCGGGAGUUCUGCCCGCUUUAUUACCUGCUCAAUGCCAUCCCAGCUAAGGUCCAGAAGGGGUUCCGGUCCGUUUUGGUCUACUUGACCGCUCUGGACAGCAGCACAGACUACAUCGCUGUGGGCAGUAGCAUUGGAAUGCUCUAUCUCUACUGCCGCAGACUGGGUCAGAUGAACAAGUAUAACCUGGAGGGGAAGUGUGAGGCCAUCACAGCUGUGAAGCUCCUGAGCUGUUUUGAUGACCUGGUUGCAGUAGGAACAGCAUCGGGCAGAGUGGCUCUCUUCCAGCUCGUGUCCCAACUUCCUGGCAGGAAUAAACAGCUGAGGCGUUUCGAUGUGGUUGGACUCCAUAAGAGCACAGUAACCGCUCUGGUGUGGAGUGCCAAUGGCAUGAAACUGUUUUCUGGAGAUGAUAAAGGCAGGGUGGUUUUCUCUUCUCUGGACCUUGACCAGGGAGUCUGUAAGCCAGUGGUGCUACUGGAGGAGCCCUGUGGAAUUGUACAAUUAGAUUACUGCCAGAAAGUCCUGUUGGUCUCAACCCAGCAGAGAUCCCUACUCUUCUCCACACAUGAACAAACCCUGCAGCAGUUGGGCACCAAGCCCAGGAAGAGCAGCGGUAGGUUUGGUGCCUGUUUCCUGCCUGCUCUGUGUAAGCAGAGUGACCUGCAGGUGUUAGCAGUGCGACCAAGACUGAGGCUGUGGAGAGCCAAUGUCACCGGACUAGUGGAGCAAACACGACUACUGAGACCUCUCUUUAACAAAGAGGUUCCUCAAUUUGAAUUGUUCCCUCGAUCCACUCCAGUAGGAGGGUACCGGCCUGCAGACAGACAGCUGGGUCUGCUCUCCUGUUUCCACAGAGACGGCUGGCUGCUCAGCUGGAAUGAAUACAGUGUCUAUGUGUUAGACUAUCUUAACGAGGUGAUAGUUGGAGCUCUGGAGAGUUGUGGAGACAUUGUGGCAGUAUCUUGUUGUGAGAAUGAGAUCUUCAUCCUCAAAGGAGACAGAGAUGUCAUCCGCAUCUCCAACUGUCCUGAAGGACUAGCAUCCAACCUGUCUGAAUUGGCAUUCCAUCUUUCCUCACCCUUGACCACACCUACAGUCCUCCUCCCACCAAGUGGAUCAGUAGAAACUGCUCAGCCAAUCAGAACCAUGGCCAUUGUUGAGCAGAAGGGAGGUGUGACAGUUGGAGAGGAGGAGGAGGAGGAGGAAGAAGAGGGUGUAGAGGAGGUAGAAGAGGCAGGAGAGGAGGAGGGCCAGGAGCAGACACGGGAGCAGUUCUGUCAGCGGCCCGGUGUUGCCACCAGUGGCUCCUAUAGUCGAAGCAGCUCUAUCACCUCUUGGGACAGCAUCCAUGAAACUGCCCCCAUGACUACUUCCUCUACUAACGAGAUGUCUGAGCUGUGCUCCAGACGCUACAGCAUCCCCUUAGGCCAGGAGGACUUACAGCAGGAACUGGUGGUCAAAGCCAUAAAAGUCAAGAAGAAGACCAAGAGGAGAAGGCAAGAUAGCUGCAGUGGAAACCGUCUUUGUGAGAGUAGUUGGUCUGAGUCCAUGUUCGUGUUUCAAGAUGGAGGCUGUAGUGAUGGAGGCAGUGGGACUCCACUAAGCGAUCAACCUUUCUCUGACCGAACCUCCCUCCUAUACAGCAGUCUGGACCUCCAGAGCACAGACUCUAUUGAACAGGAGCACAGCCAGAACCUGGGCCCCCAGGUUUCUCAGCAGAGGCUUCCAGACAGAGGCAGAGAGGAUGGAAGAAGAGAAAAGGAGGCUGAGCUGAGCUCCCCCCUAGCUCGUCUCUAUCUCCAGAGCCUGGAGUGCCAGAUGUCCCCAGUGGAGGGCUCUCUCCAGGGGGCAGAGUCUGCAGCAGUGCCCUCUACCCCAGAUGUAGAUUUGCUCUUGGAAUGCACCUUCUCCUACAUGCAGAAUGCUGAGGAACAAGUUGAUGAACAGGAGUACCAGCCAAUGGAGGAGCAAGAUGUUGAGUUCCUGAGUCCUCUCAUUGGCCCAGAGGAAGAGAAUGAGGAGGAAGUGCACCGCAGCAGUUUGGGUAACCAAAUGUUCUAUUCCACUGUGUCCUGUUUGGACAGACAGCCUUACAUAUCCAGUGAUGAGGAAGAAGACAUCUACGGCCAUGGAACGCCCUCUAUUGUCAGUGUAGGAGACUGCUUGAGUGUGUUGUCCCUCCAGACAGACAAACAGAUGGACCAUGAAAAAGCCAAGUACAAAGUAGACCAGCUGGCAGAGAGCUGGAUGGGCUACACAGGACCAGGCUGUGGCAUCCUAAGUCUACAGGUGACUGACAGGUACGUGUGGUGUCUGGACUUUAAAGGAGGGUUGUUCUGCAGUGCGCUGGCUGAAGGAGGCCUUAACUGGCAGCGAUUUGAAGAUGAUGUCCAUCAGGUGGCACUGUCACCCUCAGGCUGCCUGCUGUGGAAGGUGGAGCAGAAGAGCAUGACAGCCUAUGCCUGUGGAAAAGUCACUAUUAAAGGAAAACGUCACUGGUACAAAGCUCUGGAACAAACUUCCUUUGUUGCCCUGAGCGAUGACACCGCCUGGAUAAUUAGGACCAAUGGAGACCUGUACCUUCAGACUGGUCUAAGUGUUGAUCGUCCAUGUGCACGCUCAGUGAAGGUGGACUGCCCAUGUGCAUUCUCUCAGGUGUGUGCACGUGGAGGAGUGGUGUGGGCACUGAGUGAACAGAGAGCUGUCUUUUACAGAGAAGGACUUAGCAGCUUCUGCUGUGAAGGAGAUGCCUGGAAAUGUGACAAGAUCAGUGAAGCGCAGGGUUUGGAGCUGAUGUGCAUCGCCCUUGGAGACAAUGGGACUGCCUGGGCCCUGGAUACUAGUGGUAGUCUCUGGUUUCGAACUGGCAUCAUGGCCUCAACACCACAGGGACAGGAUGAUCACUGGUGGCAGAUCAGUAUAACAGACUACGUAGUGUUCGACCAGGGAAGUCUGUUCCAGACCCUCUUACAUGCGACCCACAGUGUUGCCACGGUGACCAGAGCGCCGGUGGAGCGGGUGGCAGAGUGUCUUCGUGUGGCCUUCCUCUCUAAGCACACUCAGUGUCAGCCCAGUCUGGUUAGCGCCAACGACUGUGGGGUCUGGAUCGCUUCUGGACGGAACCACCUGCACGUGGCGAAGGGCAGCCUUGUGGGAACCUUCUGGCAGAACGUAGUGCCCAGAGGAACCACCUCCACCACCAGAUGGACCUCCAUCACUACCUCAUCAGUACCUCACAGAGAAGGUACCUUCCUCUGGUUGGCUCAGAGUAGGAAGGAUCUGUUCUGCGUGUGGGAUCAGGACGGGGAGCUCCGCCCCUCCAGUGUUCCACUGCCACCAGAGGUGGAGCUGAGCCACUUGUCAGCAUGUGGAGAUGCUCUGUGGGGUCUGGACACCCACGGCUAUGUCCACAUCCGCCCUUUGUCCCCUACGUGUCCUACUGGUAUGCACUGGACCCCACUGGACCUCAGUCAGCUCGGUCCGGUGCGUCUGGUGAGCGUGUCAUGUGGCAGUCAGAACGUCUGGGCUGUGGACGGACAUGGUAUGGUCUACUUCCGGGUUGGGACCCAGCCAUUAAAUCCAAGCAUGAUGCUGCCUGCAUGGAUCUGCAUAGAACCACCUGUGCAGCCUGUAGGUGUCCAGUUGGUCAGUAUCCACACCAGUCCCAAUGAUAGGCUGCUGUGGGCAGUGGACAACAGAGGCAGUGUGUAUGUGAGGACAGGCCUCAGUGAAGAGAUGCCUGUUGGGACAGAAUGGGAGCAAGUUCCCGGUCUCUCUGCCAGCCAGCUGGUUCUGAGUGUUCGGACCGUUUGGGUCCGCUGUCCAAAUGGGGAGGUGGCCCGCCGCUAUGGAGUCAACCCCAGGAACCUGGCUGGGGACUACUGGAAGACGAUACCAGGGACUGUGCACUGGCUGACUGUAACCCCUGAGGAUGAAUUGUGGGCAGUGACCUUUUCUGGCGGUCUCUCUCACCGUCUCACAAAGACUCUUGCCCACAGUCCCGUUAAGCCCCUCCUCUCCACUUCCUCCCUCAGUGGAGAGGAUCUAGAGGACGAAUGGGAGGUCAUAUAAUCAGUGACAUCGUCACGUUGUCUCACCCAUUUCCUGUAGAAGCAGGAGGUGGGGUGGAGCCUUCACACCUGGAACCAGUGGUCCUUUAAUUAAUGUUCGUUUAGUGUGGAUAACAACCAGAAUCAUUUGUUGACCUUUGCUUAUGUAUGACAUCACUGUGACAUCACCGCUACCUACCUACCUUCCGGAUGGACCUGGAUGUCUUCAGUUAUCAGAGUGGGUGCUAGCUUCAUCCCAUCUUCUCAUAACUAAGCAUAGUGUUUGGCUUGCAGAUUAGUUGGCUUCCGGACAGGCUGACAGUCUAACCCUUCUUUGGAGAGGAAGAGGUUCUGAGGGGAAGCCUUAGAACUGUGUCGGUCUUUUCCUGUCUCUUCUUUGACAUCAUUGCUCCUCCCACUUGUACACAGGCUCUCUGUGGGAAAGGGAUACAGGAAGACAGGUGUAGGUGAGAAGGACAGUCUGCAGGAAGUGAGGUGAGGAGCUGCUGGUUCAUGGAGAAUGUAAAGAUACGAGGAAGAGGGCACUGAUGUGUUAAACCAGCUCUCAUAACUUCCUCCAAAAUCUACUUCUGUGACUGUGAAGAUGAGGAGCGUGUGGUGGGUGGGGGUGAUGAAAGAGAUGAUCCCACAUCAACAACAUGGCCGCCGGCUCCCUUACUCCCUUUUCAUCACAUCAUUCUGGGUCAAACAAGAUGGCUUCUCUGAAGAAGAUGAAGAUGAAGCCAGGUGAAAGAAAACGUGGAUUUACAUGCUAGUAAUGUUUUAUUUUGGAGCACUUUACUCACAGCCUGUUCUUAGCUAGAUAGCAGCAGAAUAUACAGUUGAGGGUACUACAUGUGCAUGUUGUGUGUGUGUGAGAGAGACAGAGACAGAGAGAGAGAGACUGACAGAGAGAGAGAGACACAGAGAGCGACAGAGACACAGAGACACAGAGAGAGAGACUGACAGAGAGAGAGACACACAGACACAGAGAGAGAGACUGACAGAGAGAGACAGAGACGCAGAGAGAAACACACAGAGAGACAGACAGACAGAGAGACAGACAGAGAGAGAGAGACAGGUGUUUUAUUUGCCAUGCUUGGUGAACUCAUAUAAGAGAUGUUGUAUUUAAGUGUUGCUGAGGACGGUUCCUCCCUGUCCAACUAAAGCAGCGAGGGAAUAUAACUAUUAUAAAUAUAACUAUUAUAAGUAUAACUGUAUUAUAAAUGUAACUAUUAUAACUGUAUUAUAAAUAUAACUAUUAUAAGUAUAACUGUAUCAUAAAUGUGCUCUAGAUGUACUAAGGGACUUGGUUUGUGUUUCUUAGUUUCC